CAAGCCACAAUCCCUUCACUCUCCUAGUAGUCGCAGGAGGAGUAUAUAUAUUCUAUGCAAACCACGCCCCUCUCCUCAUCCCCACAUUCUCUCUCGUCUGUCUCCCUCCACCCCCGGCCACCCUCCUCUUCUUCCCUGUCCAUGUAAUUACUCCGUAUCCGCUUUACUUAACUCUUCCUCCUCCUCUCCUGCGUCUCACCACCACUCCGGCAUCCACCACCUCAGUCCCUUGGAGCUCGAAGAGUUUAGAUUUUAAUAUGAAGGACGACUGGGUCACCGCUGCGUUAUUCGAUGACUCCGUCGUGGCCGAGCUUCUUUCUCGUCUCAAGCAAUCUUCUUCACCUUCUUCCUCCUCCUUUUCCUGCCAGCCGCCCAAGCCGCUCUGCCUCCCGUUUGGAUGGGGCCACCGCCAGCCCAGGUCCAAGCCCACCGCCACCAAGAAGGACUCCACCACCAAUACUGCUCCUACUACCACCAGGUGUAGCCCCACCACGCCUCUCUCCUGGAGCGGCGGCGCUGCCUCCCCCAGCGACGGUGCCUAUGACGACUGCUCCACCCGCCCCCUGCUCUCCACCUCCUCCUCCUCCUCCGAUCCAUCCAGAUCCAAGGGUGCUUUUGCCAUUGACGCCGCCAACGUCUACAGUAACAACAAGAAAUCAAAGAAGAAGAGGACAUUCGCGGAGCUUAAAGAGGAAGAGGAUUUGCUAUUGAAGGAGAGAGUGACUCUUAAGAGGGAACUGGCAUCCUUGCACGUCACACUCGAGGAACAGAAAGCCAGGAGUGAGAACCUGAAGAGAUUCAAGAUUGACCUAAAUCUACAAACGUCAGGUGAGAUGUGCGGAACAACAGGGGGUGACGGACAGGUUGUGGAUCCUAUUAAGUGCAGUCAGAUGGAAGUAUCAACCGGUGACCACGCUCAUCAUCCAUCCAUGCCACGAUUUGCAGUGCAGGAUGGGUUUGUAUCAUCAGGUUCCAGCAGAGUAGAAACGGAUGUUGAUUUGCAGGAGAGUUGCUUUGUCCUACCUGAUUUAAAUGUGACGCCAUCAGAGGAAGAGUUUGGCCCUGAAGUUUUGCAUGCAAUUCAAUUGAAGGAAAAAAGCAAAUUUCCUUUUAUGUUCUGAAGCAAGGGGGCCAUGCUUUUUUACCAGUGGCCGUCUUGAUGCAUCAAAUAUAUAGCUGUUUCUGAACUUUGCUGAGGCAAAGGAGGUCCCUUGUAAAUUACUCUCUGAGAAAGAUCUUCUCGAAGCUGAUGAACGAGUGAGGAACAGAAGGUCCCAGUUUAUCUUCUCUCUGACCAAUUGUAGGAGGAGGCCGCUGAUGAGUCAUCAGCCCAGAAGGUCACACUGACUAGUUUAGAAAUUUAAUAGUAGUAUGCUUUUAGGUAUGUAGAAAAUUUUGACAUUUUGUAGAGGAUUUCUAAGUUUUUUCAUUUUUUUUUUCUUUUCCCCGGCGGGACUGACUGGGGAGGGCUGUAUUUGGUUUGGUGAAACUCUUGGUGUGGACCAAAUGCAGUAGAAAUUCUUUUUUUUUUUUUUU
This is a messenger RNA of Coffea eugenioides, 1536 nucleotides long. RefSeq lists its product as uncharacterized. The transcript has 5 exons. NCBI's taxonomy places the organism in Eukaryota, Viridiplantae, Streptophyta, Magnoliopsida, Gentianales, Rubiaceae. The coding region runs from base 258 to 1121 and encodes 287 amino acids. The record is from RefSeq and is a predicted model, not a curated record.